AGUACUCUGGGAGCCUGCGGUACGAUACCGCGGCGGGGCAGGAGCUCAGGUAAUUGGCCAGCCACCAACGCAUUAGAGUAAUGCGGGGUUCUUCUUUUCGACGCUUGGCGUCGACGCUGUCGGUGGAAAUGCGCGGGGCGCCCGUGCGCGGCCCGGUCCUGACCGACGGGGUCGGCGUCGUGGAGCGGGGCGGGCACGGCUUCAACGCCGGCGACCUCGUCCACGCGCGCGGCCUCCGCGGGACCUGGGCCGACCGCGCGCCCCUCGAGGCCGACGCGACGCGCGUCGUCAAGCUGCCGCCGGCGACGCCGGUCGCGCGCGCGGCGGCGUCGUUCGCGGCGGCCGCGACGGCGUACGGCCUGCUGCGCGACGUCGACGCGGGCGACGUCGUCAUCCACCUCGGCGCCGAGGGCGCCGUCGGCCAGUGCGUCGCGCAGAUCUGCGGCGCGCGCGGCGCGAAGGCGCUCGGCCUCGUCUCGGGCGACGUCCUCGACCCCGGGGACGCCGUCGACGUGCUCAAGAACCUGGGCGCGGUCGCGGCGGCGCCGGCGCGGUUCGCGCGCGACCCGGCGUGCCGCGCGCUCGUCGCCGACCUCCGCGAGGCGGCGCCGAGCGACACGGCGACGCUGCUCGUCGACUGCGAAAGGAUCGACGUCGCCGCCGUCAACGAAGUGCUGCGCGCGGCCGCACGCGGCGCCGGCGCGGGCCGCGCGGCGAUGGCGAGCGCCGACGCGCGCGACGUCCGCGACGCCAAGCUCCUCCGGACGUGCGCGGCGCUCUGCGGCGCCGAAGCGACCGUCCACGCGCACGGCGCCGCGCCCGAGCAGCUCCUGGUCGGCGGGGCCCGCGCGUUCCACCUGGACCAGUUCCUCGACGGCGCCUCGGGCGAAAUGGCCGCGGUCGUCGCCGCGGUCGCGAAGGCGGACGCGACCGUCUUCUCGGAAGCCCACUCCGACGCGACGCUGCCGCACGCGCUCCACGGCCUCGACGGCACCGUCGCCAAGCACGCGUACCGCCAGCCCGUCUGGCUGGCGGACGCCCCCUGACUCCCUCCCUUUCGCGAGUCGCGACUCGCGAGAGCCUGAGGAGGUAAAUAUGCCUCGUCCACAAUUCACAGAUCUCCUUCCAGAUGAGUCGUGCCGCUUCCUUCUUCACUUUCACCACGGUGAGCCUAGAUGCGGCGACUCGGGCUAGCCCCACCACGCCCGACGACGGCUGCCCCGGGGGCCGGCCUAUGGUCUAGGUUCCCACGACCAGAGCGGAA
This is a messenger RNA of Pelagomonas calceolata, 1264 nucleotides long. NCBI's taxonomy places the organism in Eukaryota, Pelagophyceae, Pelagomonadales, Pelagomonadaceae. The record is from the annotation of a GenBank genome assembly.